AUGCAGAGGCGAUGGUUUCUGGGGAAGCGUGCGAUUGCUGCGCUGCUCUUCUGCUUCGUUCUGCUCCUGUAUCGCCAGGCCUGCAGGUCUCAAAGCCAAACCACACGUCCAGCAGGGGAAGAUGCAUUCGAGGCUUUACUGCAGCAGCAUGAGUGGCACUAUCUCCAGCACAGCAGGAACCUCACCAGACUGAUCUCACAGCUGAAAGCAGAGCUGCAGAGAUCCGCUGUGGAGCUCGAGGAGCAGAACCAGUCAGAGCUGGAGGAGUUCCUGCGGAAGCAGCUCCGACGGGCCGAGAUCUUCACCGGAGAACGGCUGCCCGAUGAGUUUGCGGUGCUGCCGUUUGAGACCUUCACCCUCCGCCGGGUCUAUCAGCUGGAAAGCGGACUGGCGAGACUCCCGGUGGAAAGUGUGAUGGGUCAGGACCGCAGGAACGAGCUGAACGGAGCGCUAGAAGCAGCGCUGCAUCUGCUGAACGAACCUCAGCUCAGAGACUCACAGCAGCGCAGGCGUGCGAUUGCUGCGCUGCUCUUCUGCUUCGUUCUGCUCCUGUAUCGCCAGGCCUGCAGGUCUCAAAGCCAAACCACACGUCCAGCAGGGGAAGAUGCAUUCGAGGCUUUACUGCAGCAGCAUGAGUGGCACUAUCUCCAGCACAGCAGGAACCUCACCAGACUGAUCUCACAGCUGAAGGCAGAGCUGCAGAGAUCCGCUGUGGAGCUCGAGGAGCAGAACCAGUCAGAGCUGGAGGAGUUCCUGCGGAAGCAGCUCCGACGGGCCGAGAUCUUCACCGGAGAACGGCUGCCCGAUGAGUUUGCGGUGCUGCCGUUUGAGACCUUCACCCUCCGCCGGGUCUAUCAGCUGGAAAGCGGACUGGCGAGACUCCCGGUGGAAAGUGUGAUGGGUCAGGACCGCAGGAACGAGCUGAACGGAGCGCUAGAAGCAGCGCUGCAUCUGCUGAACGAACCUCAGCUCAGAGACUCACAGCAGCGCAGGGUUUACUCUCCUCAACAUUUCUAUGAAGGAAUCUUUCGCACAGAGAGGGACAAAGGAACAUUAUACGAUCUCACGUUCAGAGAAAACAGCGUUCCAGACUUCAGGAGGCUGGUGUUCUUCCGUCCUUUCGCGCCGCUGAUGAAGGUGAAGGAGGAACUGAUGGAUGCAUCUCAGAUCCUCAUCAAUAUAAUCGUACCUCUGGCUGACACAGUGGAUGCAUUCAGACAAUUCAUGCAACAUUUCAGUGACGCUUGCAUUCGUCAGGAUGGACGGACGCAUCUCACCGUGGUGCUUUUUGGGUCAGAAAAGAUGCAUGAAGUGAAAGGAAUUCUGGAUGGAAUAUCAAGGAGAAUGAAAUACAGGAACGUGACUCUGAUCCGUCUGAACGAAGCCUUCUCCAGACGACGAGGCCUGGAUGUCGGCGCUCGAGCCUGGAAGCGAAGCAACGUCCUCCUGUUUCUCUGUGAUGUGAACAUUCGGUUUAGUGCAGAGUUCCUGAACUCCUGCCGUAUGAACACAGAACCAGGUCAAAAGGUGUUUUAUCCAGUGAUGUUCAGCCUGUAUAAUCCAGAGGUCAUCUAUGGUCAGCAUAUUCCUUCUGCUGAAGAUCAGCUGGUGAUCAGGAAAGAUUUUGGCUUCUGGAAGGAUUUUGACUUUGGGACGACGUGCCAGUACCGAUCAGACUUCAUCAACACAGGUGGAUUUUAUGUGUCUGUGAAAGGUGGAGCUACAGAAGAUGUUCAUCUCUACAGGAAGUUCCUCCACAGCAGUCUGAUGGUGGUUCGCGCUCCGUCACGCGGCCUGUUUCACGUGUGGCAUCCGACCGUCUGUCACGCACAUUUAUCCAGCGAGACAUUUAAACUGUGUUUGCAGGAUAAAGCGCUGAACCAGGCGUCUCACAGUCAGCUGGGACAAAUCAUCUUCCACCAGCAGAUCAACAAUCAUCUGCACAAAUACAAACACAAUAUCAAGUCAUGA
Messenger RNA from Sinocyclocheilus rhinocerous, 1971 nucleotides. RefSeq names its product chondroitin sulfate N-acetylgalactosaminyltransferase 1b (gene csgalnact1b). NCBI's taxonomy places the organism in Eukaryota, Metazoa, Chordata, Actinopteri, Cypriniformes, Cyprinidae. Gene Ontology annotation, molecular function: glucuronosyl-N-acetylgalactosaminyl-proteoglycan 4-beta-N-acetylgalactosaminyltransferase activity. Gene Ontology annotation, cellular component: Golgi cisterna membrane. The transcript is spliced from 8 exons. The coding region runs from base 1 to 1971 and encodes 656 amino acids. The record is from RefSeq and is a predicted model, not a curated record.